Molecule: messenger RNA, 942 nt
Organism: Thamnophis sirtalis
Lineage: Eukaryota; Metazoa; Chordata; Lepidosauria; Squamata; Natricidae
Product: olfactory receptor 9G4-like
Biological process (GO): G protein-coupled receptor signaling pathway
Cellular component (GO): membrane
Molecular function (GO): olfactory receptor activity; G protein-coupled receptor activity
Source: RefSeq, a predicted model, not a curated record
AUGGAAGUUGAAGAUAAUCGCACAUUGAUUACUGAUUUUGUGGUAGUUGGGUUUACAACAGAUCCAUUUCUACGCACAAUUCUCUUUGUAGUGUUUUUGGCACUGUACAUCCUAACACUGAUUGGGAAUCUGGGCCUUAUAACCCUGAUCUACCUGGACUCCCGCUUGCACACACCCAUGUACUUCUUUGUGGGUAGCCUUUCCUUCCUGGAUGUCUGGUACUCCACAGUCUACACUCCUCGGAUCCUAUAUGACUGUUUGUCUAAGAACAACCACAUUUCCUUAGCCGGUUGUGCAGCCCAGUUCUUCUUCUCUAAUGUAGUUGGUGGGAGUGAAUGCUUCUUACUGGCCUUCAUGGCUUAUGACCGCUUUGUGGCCAUCUGCAACCCACUCCUUUAUGCCAUUGCUAUGCCCAAGAAGCUCUGUAUCCAGCUGGUGGUGGGAGCUUAUACAGUGGGAUUUGCCAAUGCUAUUGUACACACUGGUAAUACCUUCCGCCUACAUUUCUGUGGUAGUAAUAUCAUCAACCACUUCUUUUGUGAUGUGCCACCAUUGAUGAAGAUGGCCUGUGAUGACAAAAGAGUAUAUGAACUCAUUCUGACUGUUGUCAUUGGCUUCACUUUGCUUUCGGCCACUGCUGUUAUUGCAAAGUCCUACAUUGGUAUCGUGGCAGCCAUUAUUCGCAUCCGUUCAGCUGCAGGGAGACGCAAAGCUUUCUCCAAUUGCUCGGCUCACCUGGUCUCUGUCUCCCUCUACUAUGGCACCAUGCUCAUUACAUACUCUGCACCCAACUCGCAUCACACCGCAGAUUGGGACAAGGUAAAUGCAUUGUUCUAUACAGUAAUCAACCCUCUGGUCAACCCGUUGAUUUACAGCUUACGCAACAAAGAUGUGAAGGCAGCUUUCAAGAAAGUCUGGGGGAGAUUCACAGCCCACAAAUGA